Messenger RNA from Lytechinus variegatus (green sea urchin), 11415 nucleotides. RefSeq names its product nucleosome-remodeling factor subunit BPTF-like (gene bptf). The record is from RefSeq and is a predicted model, not a curated record. Gene Ontology annotation, cellular component: NURF complex. Lineage: Eukaryota; Metazoa; Echinodermata; Echinoidea; Temnopleuroida; Toxopneustidae. Gene Ontology annotation, molecular function: RNA polymerase II cis-regulatory region sequence-specific DNA binding. Bases 531 to 10793 code for a protein of 3420 amino acids. The transcript has 20 exons. Gene Ontology annotation, biological process: regulation of transcription by RNA polymerase II.
CGUCAAUUCAUAUCUAAAGUUUUGCCACAUCUUGUUCAAAUUAGAUAAUUGUAGCCCGGGGUCAUAAUUUAAGAUGAUAACGUAUCAGUUUUGCUUGGAAAAUGCAAUUGGGAAAUGGGCACAUAUGCACACUAAACGCACACCAAUAGGAAAGCACAACAGGAAAGGAAUAACGUUGUAAUAAAAAAAUAAUUAUUUCUUCUGAUUUGUGGAGUUUGUCACUAGAUUAGAUACGGUCAAUCAGUUAUGAACUUAGAAGUAUUAUUUGUAAUGAUGUUUGGGUAUUUUGUGAACACUGUGGGCAUGGAGGGGGCUCGCUGAGCGAUCGAUCGCGAUAGCGGUAAUUGAAUGCGUAAUUGGUCACGUGGUCAGCUACAUCAGAAAAUGGCGGACAGUGCAGAACUUGCGUGCGAUUCGUAAAUAUAAUGCCGAAAUCGUGUUUCACCGCGAAGCUUGUGGAUCUCAAACCUAAGUUAGGUGUGCGUUAGGUUACCAGGCACCCGCUAGCAGCCGAUAAUUUGUAUUUCAAGAUGCCGAGGGGACGUGGACGUCCGCCUAAGUCACUUGUUGAUUCGUUGGACGAGACGCCGGGAAAUGCAAAGAAAUCUGGUGGAGGAGCCGGAGUUGGACGGGGCAAUGAUGGCCAGAGCAACGGCUCCAGCCCUGCAAGUUCUCGCUGUAGCACGCCGGUAAGUCAAGCCAGCAGUACCGGCGCAGUUGGCCGAGGGAGAUCCCCGAGAUUACGUGAAGCUGCGAGGCGGAGCAAGCGGCUAAUUCAAGAGGUCAUAGAGGCUCAAAGAAGUCCCCAGGCUAAGGCAAGUCCAUCAAGCAGUAGCACACCAAGUACUGGAAAGGGGCCAGGAAAAGGGAGAGGGAGAGGUAAGACUCCCUCAGCACAGAGUAAACCGGGUGCAAAAUCAAAACAAAAAGGGAAAGCGAAAGGAAAAAAGGCAAGGCCGAAAUAUGAAAGUUCAGAUGAAGAGGGAGUUGAUUUCAAUGAGGAAUUGUUGCAAUCUUCGUCAGAAGAUGAGAUUAGUUCAAAUAGUUCGCAGUCUGAAAUACCAGAUGAGGAUGAAUUAGAAGAACUAGAAGAAGACGACAGUGACGACAGCAGCACGGCUGCCAAGAAGAGGUUAUUACUUUCACGGACAAAUCGGCCUUUCGCAUUGCCAUUCCUGGAGGCAGAGCCAGAGGAAAUUCCUCCGCUUGAACUUCCAAAAUCUAGCACAGACCUCCUUAUCGACAAUGAGGAUAUGAUGAAUGCUCUAUCUGUGUAUGAAGUUCUCAGGCAUUUCAGUCAACAGUUAAGACUCUCUCCAUUCCGUUUUGAGGAUUUUUGUGCAGCUUUGUGUAGUGAAGAGCAAUGUUUGCUCCUAGCAGAAACCCACAUUGCUCUGUUGUACAACCUUGUGAAGGAAGAUGAAAGUAGCAGUACAACGUUUGGUCCUCAAGACCAGCGAGACAGUAUCAAUGUCCAGUUCUUGUUUCUAGAUAAUAUGACAUGGUCUGAAGUUGCAAGAGCUUAUGUUGAAAGUGACAAAGAAUUCCACGGUGCAUUAAGUGCUCUAGAAGGAGAAAACUACCCUUUCGCUCCCGUGAGUGACAAAUUAACAGUGUUGCAUCUCCUUUGCGACCAGUUUCUGGCAUCGAACAGAGUGCGUGAAGAGAUUCUGAGUGAAGGUGCAAUAACCUAUGACGACCAUUGCAGGUCAUGUCAUAAAUUGGGAGAUUUAAUAUGUUGUGAGACAUGUUCAGCCGUUUAUCACUUGGAAUGUGUGAAUUUGGUGGAAGUACCAGAGGAAGACUGGAUGUGCUCGGUGUGCAGGCAGCAUCGCGUUCUUGGUGUCUAUGACUGUAUCUCAGAGGUGGAGAAGAGUGGACUCCUCAUUCGACAGGAACCCUUGGGUUAUGACAGGCAUGGCAGAAAGUACUGGCACUUUGUUAGGAGAAUUGUUGUUGAAGGUGAAAAUGAGCUAUAUUACUACUCCACCAAGCUUCAACUUGAAGAAUUGAUGCAUUCUUUGGAUGCAACAAAAUGGGAGGAGGACUUGUGUCUUGCACUGCAGGAUUGUAUGGCGGAGAUCCUUGACCAGAUGCAGAGGACAGAGGAGCUGACCAACAGCGCAAGGGGUAACCAGAAGUCAGUGCUUCAGAAGUCAACAGAUGAAUUGAAUGCUCUGAAGGCCGAACGAGAAGAGGCACUAAGGAAAGCAGAAGAGGAGAAGCGAAGGCUGGAGGAAGAAGCUGUCAUCGCGCAGGCCCAGGAGGAGGCAAGAUUGAAGCAGGAGGAUGAACGGCAAGGGGAGAAAGAGGAUGAAGAAAAAAUGGAGGUUGAUGAGGCGGAAAGUUCAAACAAGUCUGUUCAGGAGGAAGUGGUUGGUGAUUCAGAAACCAAAGAAGAUGAGACAAGAGAGGAGACGGGGAUUAGAAGUGAGGAGCAGAUGGAGCAAGGAGAUAAACUUGAUACCAAUCAAUCUGAACGUGACCCAGAUUCCGAGCUAUCAGAAAAGAAAGAGGAAGGGGAUAAAGAGAGCAGAGAUGAAGCUGAUCAGAAGAGUAAAACUAUUGUCAUGACACGGUCAAGAAAUCCCAACUACAAACCCCCUCCCCCUAAAGCCACUCCUUAUCUAACGUACACUACAAGCAUUCCAACUCGUACAAACACUUCCCUUGUAACGGGCAGACCAAGGACCGAAGAGACACUCGUCAUUAAUUCCAAGGGAGAGAUUAAUCGCAUUGGUGGAGAUGACUCCAGUAAGGGUGUUUUGACGAGGAGUGCCAUGCGUCCAGAAUCUCUCUUCAAGCUUGGCAUGGAGGGGACGUAUAAAUCGUACAAGAAUCAGUUCACCACCAAUCGACUUGCCCUCAACAAACCCCAGCACGCUGAGGAGCGUGAUCGCAAACGCUACCUUGUCAACAAGUUCAGUCUGACCCCUGCAGCUGAGUUCAAGUGGCACGGGAGCACCAACAGCAAUCGCAUGCUCACCAUAUCUACGCUUCGUCUCACUACCACGCAGCUAGAGAGCAACAUCCCCAGGGCUCUCAUGCACACCAACUGGACGGUCCAUCGGAACAACUGGAUCAAAGCCGUCCACAUGUGCUCCAAGCCUCAUGCCUUUGCGCUUGCCCUCUCUGUCUUGGAAUGUGCCAUCAAACCUGUGGUGUUCAACUCCUACUUUGCAGAUGGACUAGGUCACGUCAGAAUGGUGAGGACUACAGCUAUGGAUAAGGAGGAGAGGAAGAAGAUUGACAAGAAGAGGAAGGAUGACGACAUUGAAGAGAUCCAAACGAACUGUAGUUGGGUGAAAUACUGCUUCCCUAUCAAGCAUCAGGUGUGGAAGAUGAAAGGCGAGGAGUAUCGUAUCUAUGGCGGGAGUGGUUUUGGUUGGCAUAGCUCCAUCAGGAAGAGGCGCCCCUUGCCCCCACCUAGUCCGGCUAAGAUUGGUCUUGACAGGUGUAUCAAAGCAGCCAAAGCUGCUGGAAAGUGGGGCUACCCACCAGUUGACAACCCCAAGAUGGAAGAGGAGAUGGACACCAGUGAGGACAAAGUGCCAUCUGCAGAGACAGAAGAGGCAGGUACCCAGAAGAAAGAGGAGGGCAAAGAACCAGUUGCAGGAGCCACUGAUGAUGCAGAGGAGCCUGAAAAUAGUGAAAAGGAGAUUGAGAUGCCUACGGAAGUGACUGAAGAGAAGAUGGAUGCCCAGGCAGCUGAUAAUGAGGUGAAAAUGGAUAUUGAUAUGACAAAAGAAUCAGAGCAGAGUGAGAAGGCAAAAGAAGACAAAUCAAGGAUGAAUGAGGGCAAGAUCCAAACAACCAAUGAUUCAUCCCCUAAUGAUAGCUUGGGAUCUAGUGGGUCGGAUAAAAACAAGAAGGAUCCUGAUGACACAUCCAUACAGAAUUCUUGCGAAGAAAAGGCAGAAAAUGAAGACAAGAUGGCAGAAUCAACAGAUGUUGGAGGGAAAGUUCUUGGAAUAGUUGCGAAGAAACCACAUCAAAUUACGGAUGAGCUUAACAUUUCCAUUGCAUUGAGGAAUCACACUGUGUACAGGAAGAUUCCUUACAAGUCCAGACUGGAGGGACUGUUAGAGAGUCGUUCCAAACAGCACUUUGAGGAGACAAUAAAGUUCAAGUCAGAGAUUGGGAAGUAUGCCAAACAACAAAAGUUGGUGGAGGAGAAAGAGCAAAUGCUGAAGGUCCUGAAGGCAAAGCUUGCUGCUGGUGGUGACAUCAAGGCUGUGCAGGGUGUUGUAGAAGGUAUGAAGCAACAGAUGGAAGUCAGGAGAGCAAGAAAACCCCAGGUGUAUCGUCAGUCAUCGACAGCAGAUAAAACUUCUCUGUCUGGUAAAGUAACCAGUGCUGCCAAUGUGAAAAAUAAAAAGGAACCUUUACCUUCUCAAGCAAUUCCAUCAAAAAGUGCCCAACCAACUGAAUCUGCUCCUGCAAAAUCCACACCUCUAGCUCCGAUGCCAUCUGUAAAAUCAGAAGAUGCUCCAACCCCACCAACUGCUUCAGAGAAAUCAAAACUGUUGAAUGAUAUUAAAGAACUAAAUGAUGUUUCAAGUAGUAGUGAAUCAACUCAAAAACCUACCAUGAGUGUAGAAACGCCCGCAAUAGAGACAUCUGCAACAAUAUCAGGGGUUGGUCAGACUGUUGUGGCAAAAUCGAUUAUACAAGCGGAAGAAACUAUAACAGAUAAGACUGAUCAGCAGGCUAGUGUUGCUCCUAUAGUGCCUCCAGUUUGCAUUCCACAAUCAGAAUUGACAUUGGGAGCAAUGGAUGGAAGUCUUACUGAACCAGCUGAGUUGAAAACCCAAAGUACAUCAGAUGUCCAGGAGCCAUCUACAACACUACUUGCCAAAAAUUCUUCUUCCAAUCAAGAUACUUUCAAGGAAAUGCUCACCAAUACAGAUGAAAGAUUACCAUCGGAACAGUUACCUCCUAAGAGUCCUAAACAUUCUAGCAGUGAUGAAAUGCAGAGUGCACCAGGUGUUCAAAUUGGGGAACACAUAGACACAACUCUUUCAUCAUCCGUGGAAGUUGAGACUCCAGGGAGGAGUCCAGAGGAAAAAGAACAGAUGAUGGAAACUAGUGCCAAGUCUUUGGAAAAUGAUUCGCCCAGAAAUCCUAUCAUAUUGACAGAUGAUACCUUGAGAGCUAGGCCUUCAGAAAUUCCUCCAGUGAAAUCUGAAAACAGCUUGAUUGAGGAAGCUGAAGUGAUUUCUGCUGAACAAGAACCUCAGCUUUCACAAGAAAAACUGAGAGAUGCUGCUCUGCUGAAUAUGGACAUUCCAAUGGAUCAAGAUCAGCAGGAUGAAACUGCCUCUUUGUCAGAACCAGUGCCAAUGGAUCAGCAACCCACUGAAACACCACAGGCAGACAAGCAAGAAGAUUUGGCUUCAGGUGCUUUGCAUCAACCCUCGCCACCUGCAAUGGAGAUAGAUCAACCCCCUCAAGAGAUAGAAUCUACAAAGGAAAGUGUUGUUCAUCCCGAAAAACAGAACUUAGAGAACAUGCAGCAUAAUCAUCUUGAUAGUGUUUCAUUAUCCAACGAAACAGGAACUAUUGUAUCCAUGGAUUCCGAACAUCUUGAGAGUGGUCUUUCACAACCAGAAAUGGUUGAAUCAAGUUGUGAUGGAGAAAGGACUAAGCAAGCUAUUUCAGACACAUCCAUGCUUGAAUGUAUGCCAUCACCAUCAAGUGGUGUUGGUGGCACUGUAACUGAAAUUAUUGAGGAAAGUGCAAAGUCCCUUGGAACAAAUUUGUCUACUUCAAAUAAUAACAGUAAUAUAGUUGCUUCUGGACUCUUCCAUUCCUCAGAUCAUGCAGAUCUACAAGAGCCAAAGUGUGAAAGAUUGCCACCACAGGAUAUCUCCAUGCAACAUCAUGAAACUGAUUGUAUAAGUGCAGAUGUAAACAUUUCGGAACCUAAUGACAAGGCAUCUAUCUAUGAGAAUGUGAAUUGUGUGGAUAGUUCUCUUGCUGCAGAGACCAAAGUGAAUCCCAUCUUAGGAAUGGACCAUAAUAAUGUUGGAGUGGCCAAAGAUGUCCUUCCUCCAUUGCAGGGAGAUAACAUCAAUGUUAGUCCAGAACAAGGCGAAAUCAAAGCCACAAUAGACAUGGAAGGGGAGCCCAAUGUAGAGAGUGAACAAUUAAACAAGGGCAACAUGAACAUUCAUUCUUGUGAACUGCCUGAAAGAACUUUACAUGAAGAAACAGAGCUCACACCAUCUGUUGAGCAAGAGCAUGCUUUAGAUACGGGUCCUGUCCAAAUAUCGGAUAGCUCAAGAGAUGAACAGCUCAUUAACACUGUGAAUGAUAAUGCAUGUGUCAACACAUUGCCAGAUUCUGCCAACGAUAAACUGAUAGAAACAGAUGCUGCUGUUAUCAGUGAUACAGAUCAACAGAGUUUGAAACAUGUGCAAGAGUCUACUGUGUUGGAAUCAAUGCAAUCUGUUGAGAGUACAAAGGUAGUUCCAGAUCUCUCGACGGCGGUCAAGUAUGAGAAUCAAGAGAACACAAUGGAAACAGAUACUGAAGCUGCACCAUGUGACAUGAAACAACCAAGUGAACCUCUUGAUGAGGAUGUCAAUGUUGCAGUAUCAACUACUAUAGAAGGCCCACAAAUAGAUACUAGUAAUACGAUAAGUGAAGUCCCUUUGAUACAAAGCAAAGAAUCUGAUCUGCAACUGAAGGACGAUUGCUCUCAAGUGACAUCAUCUGUUGAUGCUACAUCAUUUCAGGAUGCUUCUCAGAAAACUAAGAUUGAGAGUUUAGAUGAAUCAAUGGAAGUUGAGGCUUCAAAUGUAUCAAGAACUAAUGUUUCCACUCAAGGAAACUUUGAACAAUGUGAAACUCAUGUGGAAAGCCCUAUGGAGACAGAUACUCUAUUGACUAAUGUGAAAGUAACUGAACAUGAAGAAAGAAAAGUCCGUGUGACUUCCGAGAUUAAACAGUCACAAGAAGUUAAAACCUCUGAAAGUAAGGUUAUUAAUGAAGUCGACAUGGAUGCAGUCCAAGAUGUACCUGCAACUACCAUUUCUGUUGUUGUGACAGAGAAAUCAGAGACUGUUAUGACAACUGUCACAAAAACCACUACAACAACCACGUCUACCACGAUCAGCCGUGAAUUGAAAGAACUCAUUGCCAGCAACACAACCACCACCACAACAACAGAGAGUAUUGUCAGCAAGAUUGACACCUCGGUCACCCAGACCAUGAUUCAGGCAGAGAUCAUCAAACUGGAGAGUGCUUUGAAAGAAGAGUUGGCUGCCAUUCCCAAACCACGGAGAACCAAUGACCGUGUGCGCCUUGAGAAAGGACCAAAGGGAAGGCGUCCCAUCAAGCGCCUUGCCAAACCCUUGCCCAUCUGCUAUAUGUUCUCCACUCGCAGCAGGAAGAGAAGCAUCUUGGUGUUGCCUCAGCACAAUCUCAGGCGUCUCAGCAGACGUGGAGGUAAACUUGAAGUAGAAGGCUACAUAUCCAACACCAAGAAUGUAGGAGACUUCUGGCCUUACCCUUGUGCCCGUCCAUCCUUCAAGAUCUGCUGGAGGUAUCGACUGCAGACUGUGAAGUCGCUGUCAGCCGUGAGUCUGCUGCUUCGUAUCUUGUGGGCUUGCAUACGAUGGGAUGACAUCAACAUUAAACCACCCAACAACAAUGGUGUCACUAUCAUCAAUACGGAUAGAGAAAGGAUCACGUCAGAGAUCAUAGAUCGGCGGGAUGUUACAACAAGUGGUGUCAGAUCUCAGUACUUGGUGCGCAAGAUUAUUGUACCCAAAGAGACUUCCUUCUCCACACCAGAGGUGCACAAACCCCAGCGAUCUGGUCUAAGAUCAAGCAUCACACCCUCACGGAGAGUGGUCCCAGAGAAACCAAAAGGUCCACAGACCAUCGAGGUAUGGGUCCCAGAAGAAGAACUAGAACUGUGGGAAGUUCAGCAGUUCUGUGAGAGGCAAUUGAAGCAACAGGCCAGGGAGAAAUACAAGGAGAAAGAAGCGCGUGAAAAGGAAGCCAAGGCGUUGGCCCUAAAGAGCACCCACAACAAGGAGAACGAGACUGCCGUCAGACUGGCCGUGACACCCAAGGGAAGCAAGGUGACCAUACCUACUGUCAAGGGCUCCAAGUCGGUAGCUGAGCAGGUGAAGCAGGAGUUAGAAGAACAACUCAAAAACCAGAGGUUGCAGAUGCAACAGAAGCGCCUUGGUGUAUCCAGCCAAGGUGCCAAGGUGAUUGUAACUGUCGCUAAGGCAGGGGCACCUAAGACAACCAUCUCCAUGGGUAACAUAGCAUCAAUGGGAGCCAAGAAUAAAAGUUUACCCCCGGGUACUACAAUACAGUACAUCUCAGGACCAGGUGGAACCCAACAGGCGCGCAUCAUCACCGCCAACAACCCUGCAGCUGCGGGUCAAGCCCGUUACGUCAUCACCAACUCCCCCGGCGCUGGGGGUGCCGGUACUCUGAAGGUCAUCAAGCAGAUGCCUCUACCUGGUGUAGCCAGCGCCGCUGGUGGUGCACAAUCCACCACCAUCAUAGCUCCCAAUACUCCAGGCAAGGUAACGGCCAUCAAACCCGCCGGUGUACAGCAGAUUGCACCUGGAGGCACGGUCCCUAUCGGUGUGAAGGUGCAGGCACCAACCACCGCAGUGGGUGCUACAACGGUGGCUGCAACCACUUCUCCAGCUCAGGGUCAGCCCCAGUUGACCGGUCAAGCCCAGGUCUUCAGCAACCAAGCCCAGGUUCUGCAGGUUGGCGGGCAGAAGUUUGUCAUCACACCCGCCCAGGUCCAGGUCCAAGGAACAGGCCAGAUGAUCCCAGCCCAACUCAUCCAGACCCAGACCAGUCAAGGAGCAGUUCUUCAGAGGCUGGUCUUGACGCCUAAUGCUUCCCAAGGAUCUACCCCAGGAAGCAUACCCCAGGUGAAUCUCCAAGCAGCCGUGCAGGCAGUUCAGCAGACUCAGCAAACUCAGAAGCAACAAGCAGCAGCGGCUGCUGCAGCUGUGACCACCAUCACUUCACCGGCGAACCUAGUGGCUCAACAACAGAGGCUGGCCCAGAAACCUGUCCAACAACCACAGAUUACCAAGAUUGCCAGUCUCCCGCAGCAGCCCCAGAUCUCCAUCAAAUCCCACAACCUGAACACCAACCUGCCUCAAUCACCUCAGGCUAAACCUAUCCGUCUAGCCCAGACCCAAGGGGACAACCUACUCAUACAGAAGACAUCGACAGGAAUGACUUCGAUAUCCCCAAUAAGACCUGGGGUGCAGGUAGCAGCUUCAGGACCAUCAACCAGUGGUGCUGCUGGGGUGGUGGGAAACCAGGUCCUAUCUGCUCUUACUCCGCAACAACAGGUAAACCUGAUCAAACAGCAACUGGAGCUCCUCCAGAAAGCUAAGCAAGGACAAGGUCAAACACCGUUAGCAGCCAUCCAAGCGCAUAAGCAGUUCACACCCGAUCAUCUCAGGGUUACUCAAAAGAAGCAACAGUCGAGACAGCAGAUGCAGGAGCAAUAUCGGAAACAGUCAAAGGAGAAGGAAAAAACACAAAGAGAACAUGCAUGUCAGAUGGUAAUGAAAUCAAUGUUGGAUCGUAUUGAGAAAGAGGAGAGACAGAAUCGGAAGAGGAAACUCCUAGCAAUGAGGCAGGAGAGAGAGGAGAUCGUCAAGAAGAAGGCUCUCCUUGAUACCCGUAAAGACAGGCUCAGAGAAGUCAUACUGCUCAAACGCAGUCAGCUAGAGAAGAGACUCAAGAUGGAUGUUUAUAAUGAGGUCAGGAGAGAGAGGUGGGCCGAGAAGAGGAGAGAGAAGGAAUCGAAAGGCUUGAUCAAACCUAAGAAGGUCAAGACCGAUGACGCCGGCGGCGCUUCCAGGUCGGUCAACGUCCAGAAGACAUCAGCGGCCACUGCUGCUAGGAAGAAGAUUGCCAAGGCCAGGGCCCAGAAGAAGAUGAAUGCGAGUAAGAAGUCCAAGGCAGUCCAUGCUGCCAAGAAGGCAAAGGCUGAAGCGGAGAUUAAAGAGCGUGAAGAAGCCUCAAGGCUCAUCAGAGAGACCAUGCAGGAAGGUCCGACUGCUUUACCUAAGCCAGCGGAUGCUGCUACAGGUGCUGCUGCAGGAGACACUCAGCUCUUCUGUAUAUGCAAGACACCCUAUGAUGAAACCAGGUUUUACAUUGGUUGUGAUGUUUGUCAGAACUGGUUCCAUGGCACCUGUGUCAAGGUCUCCGAGAAGACAGCUGCGAGCCUCAAGGAAUACGUGUGUGACGAAUGCAAGACCAAGAAGCAAGAAGUCGAGGAGGAACUCUACUGCAUCUGUAAACAGCCAUAUGACGAAGCACAGUUCUACAUUGGUUGCGACCGAUGCAACGAUUGGUUCCAUGGCCACUGCGUUGGUAUUUCCCAGGAGGAAGCAGAAGGUAUUGAUAACUACAUCUGUCCAGGGUGCAAGACAACAACCAUUCAAAACCUGGCUAAACAGAAGACCUUGACUGGCAAGGACUAUGACCAUCUCAAGAAGAUGCUUAGACAACUCCAGAGUCACAAGAUGGCUUGGCCUUUCUUGGAACCAGUGAGCGAAUUAGACGCACCGGAUUACUAUGAUGUCAUCAAAGACCCCAUGGACCUCUCAACGGUGGAGGACCGCCUGAAGAACAAGCAUUACGUCAAGCUGAGUGACUUUGCUGCCGACAUCGGCAAGAUCUUUGACAACUGCCGCUUCUACAACCCAACAGACACACCAUACUACCAGUGUGCCGACGUCUUGGAGAAGUUCUUCAUCCAAAAAAUGAAGGCUCUCAAGUAAGAGACCACAUGUAAAUAGACCUUGAUUCCUUUAUUCAUCUUUCAUAUUUAUGCCAAUUAAUGUUUAUAUUUUUCCUUCCAGGAAGGCUUUCUCUGUAUGGCUGAUGUGUAGUUUGUAUAUUAGUUCACCCCCCCCCCCCUCUGUAUCCUUAGUUUCCAAUGCAACAUACCAAUCCUGUGUACAUUACUUUAGGAACAGUUUAAAGUGAGGUAUUGUAAGUAAUAUUGACUGUAUUUAUAAUGUGAUUUGCUGAUUUUUCUUUUCAUUUGAAGUUAAUUUGUAGAACAUUCUUUUUUAUUUUAAUUAUUCAUAUAAUAAUAUCGUAAUUUGAUGGUCCAUGCUUGAUGUACAUAGAAUUAAUGCAGAGGUUUAAUUUGUUUUCUGGGCCAAAUCUUCACCAAUUUGAACUUAAUGUACAAUACCAGCUAUUUUUUUCACUUUUAAUACUUCAUAGACAACAAAGAGCAAUUGAUUCAGUCCUCGGAAUAUAUUGUUCUGUCUAUUGCUCUUUUUUUGGAGAGUGUUAAAGGGUCAUACAAUGCUGACUGGGGAGUGUUUCAUCAACAUUUUCAUCCGACAAGUUGUCAGAUCCGACAUCUUUCUCUGAUGUUGAUUGGCUGAG